AUGGCGUCUCGUCUCAGAUCAUUUACCCCGGCCAUGGACGAAGUCAAGGUUGAUCAGAUCACGGAAAGCAGCAUCUUCAACGUUGUCGGUAUGCUUCCGACGUCACUCCAAUCGGUACCGAUUCGCUUUCUCAGACGGAGCAUAAGUUUCCAUGCCCUGCGUCGAGAUGUCACAAUAUCCGGAUCGCAGACAAAGCCCCGACCUCUAUCAGAAGCCGAUGUCCCAGACGCUCUGAAUCAACCACUCCAGACCGACAUGGUAAGGCACAGUGGUGGGUAUGUAGAACCACAAGAGUUGCGCCCUCGACCUAUGAGUCGGGUGCUCUAUUCAGAAGCCCCAGAGGAUGAACCAGCUAUGCGAGCUGCGUCUGGCGUGCAUUGGAAGUUUGCGCGACAGGGAACAAAUCUUGUCAACAUUUCUACAGACGGAGGUAAACCCGCUAUAGCUGAGGAAGACGUAGCCUUUGAGCGAAAAGCUUUCGUCGACGGGGUAACUUAUCUCCUGAAAGCUCUGCCUCGGGACCUUGACGAAGGCGAGCUCAAAAGAAUUCAAUGCGCCUUGCCAGACCAACUCACUCAACCCGAUUUGGCCCUGACUCGAACAGGCCAUGAAUCGAACCAAGUCACCCCAAGUCAGCCUCGUUCUAUCAUUCAUCGCGGUGUUCAGAUGACUGUUGUCAAUUUGAUAUUCGUCCUCAGCUUCUUGGCGCCAUAUUUACUGCUCCUUGUUAGAUACGCAGCUCGUCUGGAACGCAAGUACAAAAUCUCAGAAAAGCUUGUAGGACACGGCGUUGAUAUAGUCAACUCGAUUGGAAAGCAGAGCGCUUCUUUGACAGAAGCAAUAGGCCAGAUGAACGACGGCAAAGUUGCCCAGGCUCUGCUGGAAGUUUUUGUCUGGACAGUUGAUGGUGUUACGCAGGGUAUUUCGGAUGGAAUCGGAGAAUCAAUUGUGGGGUCGAGAUCUAAGACCAAUGGCUGA
Fusarium sp. VM40 is the source of this 978-nucleotide messenger RNA. Lineage: Eukaryota; Fungi; Ascomycota; Sordariomycetes; Hypocreales; Nectriaceae. The record is from the annotation of a GenBank genome assembly.